AUGGAUGAUGAUCAUGGCAGAGUGAAGGUCCGUACCUCAGAGGAGGAAAAAGCUAGGAAAGAAAAGGAACGCCAAGAGAAGUUAAAAGUGUUUAAACAUGCUAUGCAAACAAUUCAAUUCAAGAGAAAACAAAAUGAGCUGGAUAAAGAACUACUGGACCUCACAGGAAAAGUUUUGUCUUCAAACCCUGACGUUUACACACUAUGGAAUAUAAGGAGAGAGAUUAUUAUACAAUUUAGGCAAAAUGGAGAGAGUGAAGAUUUAUCCAAACUAUAUGAUGAUGAGCUGCAACUAACAGAGUAUUGCUUGAAAAUAAAUCCCAAGUCAUACUGUGCAUGGCACCAAAGAGAAUGGGUGCUCACUACAAGAUCUGACCCAGAUUGGCAAAGGGAGUUAGAUGUUUGUAAUAAAUAUCUAAAGUUUGAUGAAAGAAAUUUUCAUACCUGGGACUAUAGAAGAUUUGUAGUGUCUCAAUGCAAGCCGUCACUAAAAGAAGAAUUUGAUUUUACAACUGAGAAAAUACAUGACAACUUUUCAAACUAUUCUGCCUGGCACUACCGGAGUAAGAUGUUAGUUGAAUUGUAUCCUGAUUUGGAAGGUGGGAGACCCAUUGAAGAUGGCCACCACAAGCAUGAAUUGAAACUAGUUCAAAGUGCAGCUUUUACUGAUCCUGAUGAUACUAGUGCUUGGUUCUAUCAGAGGUGGUUAUUAGGUGCAGUAAAAACAACAAUAAAUCCGGUUGUCUGUGCUGUGAAACCAUCGAAGGCUACCAUAGCAUUCAGCAACCACGUGCCCUUAGACAUAGUGAGAUCUAGGACCAACUUAUAUAUCAACGAGAUUCCUUUGGAAGGCGAAUGGGUGUCUUGUACUGGCAAUCAGUACGAUCUUUUAUGGAUACUCAGACAUAACAGAGAAAUCAAUGAUGAUUUGGAUAUCAGGGUAGAAUAUGAACGGGAUACUAACGAAAAACAAAUAAUAAAAUGCGUUAAAGCCGAUAAAUGUGAAUACAUCGGCAAAAACGAAAUCAGCUUUCAGAAGCAGUAUUCUAAACCUGUGAUUGAAGAACUGAACAACCAACUCGUAGCGUGUCGACAACUGCUGGAAAUGGAGCCUGAUAAUAAAUGGACUCUUCUAACCACCACAGUCUUCCUAUAUUGUAUCAACGCUGAACUCUACCAUGAUGAAGCCAUCAAAAAUCUUCAAGAACUUAAGAAAAUAGACAAGUUACGAUCUGGUUAUUAUGACGACUUGAUUACAAAAUGGAGCAUCGAAGCAAAACUAUUGUUUGAUUACAAAACGAAUGACAAUAAGUGUGAAGUGAAGUUUCAUAAUAAGAUAAUAAGCUUGCCGUAUCUCCAGUAUUACAGUUAUUGCAAAGUGGUGGAUUUGUCUAAUCAGAAUCUGACGUCUAACAUUUUGCCAUCGCUAGUGGUUCUUCAACAUUGUAAGGUAUUAAAUUUAGCUAACAACCAAUUGACAACACUAAAAGGUUUUCCGACCCUGGAUUUGAAGGAGCUGCAUUUAGAAGGCAAUCACGAUUUGGAUAAAAAUGAAAAGCUUAGUUUAAUCAAGAAAAACUGCAGCUGCGAGAUAUUUAUUUAAAUUAUUGG
This is a messenger RNA of Cydia amplana, 1610 nucleotides long. RefSeq names its product geranylgeranyl transferase type-2 subunit alpha (gene RabGGTa). NCBI's taxonomy places the organism in Eukaryota, Metazoa, Arthropoda, Insecta, Lepidoptera, Tortricidae. Gene Ontology annotation, biological process: protein geranylgeranylation. The coding region runs from base 1 to 1602 and encodes 533 amino acids. The transcript has 10 exons. Gene Ontology annotation, molecular function: Rab geranylgeranyltransferase activity; protein binding. The record is from RefSeq and is a predicted model, not a curated record. Gene Ontology annotation, cellular component: cytoplasm; Rab-protein geranylgeranyltransferase complex.